Cotesia congregata is the source of this 213-nucleotide messenger RNA. The record is from the annotation of a GenBank genome assembly. NCBI's taxonomy places the organism in Eukaryota, Metazoa, Arthropoda, Insecta, Hymenoptera, Braconidae.
AUGAAGACACUGAUGUCUGAAAUGAAGGAAGGAUUUUUUGCAUUGAUAGGAGCAUCAAUGGAUAAAUAUGUUGUAGAAACAGGAAUUGAUAGACAAGUACUCUUAUGUGAAAUGUUAAGUGAUACUAUUCUCCCGGGUUCACUUCUUCGAGUGUUUGGAUUUGAUGAAAAUAAUUGUCCCUUCCCCCCCCCCCCCGAAUCUGUAAGAUUUUAG